AUGCACUCAGGACCGUCUCACGAGCAGAGUUGCUGCAGAGUUGACUUCCAUCAUCGCUCGGCGUUUCCCGUCAUCUCGUACUUUCGGUGGGACGAAUAUGUACCCAGAGGAUUCGCGACCGGACUGCCAUUGUCUGUACUCUCGUCACGCCUCAACCACUUUGGCCUCAACUCCAAGAACCUGACCGACUCCGUACUUUCUCGACAUCCUGCUCCCCAGGACACUGUCUGGAAACGUACUCGGUUGACAGGACUCGCCUACGAGGACUGGGAGAGUCCUCGCGUCAACUAUCCGCAUUUCGUCUGCCAGCAAUCGCCUUCCUCGUCAUUCCAUCCAUAUCCAGUUCGGGUUUCCUAUACUCUCGACUCUCUACUCUCCUUUCCCCGCGACUUCGACGAACCUCCCGCCCUUCCUUGCGCAUUCGUUUCGCGUCUCGUUCGGGCACUAUUAUUAUUUUACAGCAUAACCUCCCGCUCCUCUCGACAUAUAUCCGCUUUGCCUCCCCGCUCCUGCUCCGUCGUCCACUCUCCGCUUUCCCCCAUUACUCUCUACCUACGUCGUAUUAUUAUUACUAUUGAGCAGUCGACCUCGUCCUUGGGUGGGCUGCGCCUCGUUGGACUCUAUCUCUAUCUUCCAGUGUUCCUGCUCUGCGUCAGCAUUGCAAUUUGGCCUCUUGCCUUCUUCCCCGUCUCCAAUCCCCCCGUCUAUUUUCUCUGCCCCGAUCCGCUCCUUCACCACCCCAGAGUCUUGUCGCCGUGA
Molecule: messenger RNA, 759 nt
Organism: Sodiomyces alkalinus F11
Lineage: Eukaryota; Fungi; Ascomycota; Sordariomycetes; Glomerellales; Plectosphaerellaceae
Exons: 4
Coding region: 1-759 (252 amino acids)
Source: RefSeq, a predicted model, not a curated record